Molecule: messenger RNA, 4192 nt
Organism: Cyprinus carpio (common carp)
Lineage: Eukaryota; Metazoa; Chordata; Actinopteri; Cypriniformes; Cyprinidae
Gene: tmem88a
Product: transmembrane protein 88-like
Exons: 5
Coding region: 358-1017 (219 amino acids)
Cellular component (GO): plasma membrane
Molecular function (GO): PDZ domain binding
Source: RefSeq, a predicted model, not a curated record
UGCAGUGGGAGGCCAGAAAGAGAGGUGGGAGUGGAGAGAUAUUACCGAGUUACCAAGGCAGGACAUCUUGGUCAAAGGAAGGAAAGAACGGAGCAGGAAAGGAGGAAGAGAAAGGGCUGAAACAGAGGAGUGCAGUUUCACACAGAGCCAGUGGACAUGAAAAGUACAUAAAUAAGACGUUCAAAUAUUAUAGACUGAAAUAAUCAUCUCAGCCAGUGUGAAGGAUUCAUUGGGGAUAGGAAAUUAUAUAACAAGUAAAGGAAAUUUCUCUGCUGGAGGAAAGGUGGUGUUUGAGGGAACGGACGUCCAACUUUAUUACUCUAAUCCAAAAACUAGACUUUCAUAACUGAAAGCUUGAUGAACGGCAAGAUGAGUAUUUCCCGUAAUGGUACCUUGGAGAAACCCGUGUCCCUGCAGUCAGCCACGGACCGAGGGGAGCCCGAAACACCUCACCCGCGCCUCCACCACACCGGCUCCAUCUCCUCCAGUACUCCGGCAAACGUGUCCAGCUCAUGUGUGGUGGUUCCUCCUCCGUACUCGAUAGCAGGCAGUGAGCUGAACGAGUCUCCCAUAGAGCUGAGGGGCUCUCUGGACUGUUGGGCUUGUUCUGUUCUGGUCACAGCACAGAAUCUGAUCAUCGCCGCGCUCAAUGUGGGUCUGGCUGCAUUGAUCUUCGGCCUCAUCCUCUUGCCUUCGCUCGUCAUGGUCGUGUUCGGCUUCCUCUGCCAUUCAACGGUUCAGCACCACGGUACUUCAGUCUACUGUUCAGAUCUCUUGGAUGAUGGAGGCUGUGUGGCGUUACUGGUGGUGGGGUUCCUGCUGCUGGCUCCGCUCCUGGUUCUGGCUCUGGCCGCUUACUGCAGGAUGGCACGCCACCUCCAGCUGGGCCUGUGCUUCAUCCCCUACAGCCGUGCUGUCUACAAGAACCUGCCUGCAUCACGUCAUCGAGGCCUGUGGGGCUGCUGUGGCCAGCAGGGGGCAGGAGAGAGCGAGGGAAAGGGUAGCGUGUGGGUUUGAGCAGAAGAAAACCUUACAAAAAAGAGUUCCAGUAUGUCAAUACAAGCAGUGCCAUGUUCUCAGCAGUUUUGUUAAACUGAUUUUUUUUUUUACAAAUUGUGCAUUUAAUUCAGUGUCAUACUCUUUUAAGCCGUGCUUUUGCAAUGAUGUUUUUCCGUCCUUUUUAACUGGAUCAACCUAUAGACCUUAGUCAGACCUUAGUAACACCAUAUUUCAUUUUUGACAGGAAUGAAAACAAGGCUGUGAGGGAUAGAAGUGCAGUGCGUUCAGUGGAUUUUACUGUUGUUUAACAACAUAAAGAUUUUUCAGCUGAAAAAACAUCUUUUUCGGUAGACAAACAUUUUUAAAGUUGUGAGUCAUGAAAAUUACAUGAUCUAUCUUUAUAUAGUCUGUGGCAUUGUAAAGAUGGUAAGGCUUAUGAUGCACGGGGUAACUUUUUGAGCAAUGUUGCUGGGCAAUGUUGCUUGCCACUGAGAAUGGGUAACAAAUUUUUAUCUGGAUACUUUAGAUCUGUCGUGGGCCCUGUGUCUCACCUGGUUGCUUGUUAACAGCAACAUUGCUCAAAGAGUUGCCCUGUGUAUCAUCAGUCUAAAUCUAUCCCUCACAGCCUUGUGUUCAUGUGUUAAAUUGAAUAUGGCAUCUAACCUAAAGUCUGUAAGAUGGUGAAAAAGGGUGGAACUAUUUUUAAAAAUGAAAUAGAUAUUUUAAUGUUGUUCCUUUGUAACAUGUUUUUAGUACAGUAUUUUUGUGAUUUUUUUUUGUACAUUUAACAGGAAAAAUAAUUAUGAAGUCUUUGUAAAAAAAAAGUUCUUAUUGCUGUGCAAACACCUCUUACAAUUUAUAAAAUUAAUAAAACAUUCUCACCAAAAAUGUAUGAAAUAUCAUCAACAGUGAGUAGUUUGAUUUCUCAGACAUCAGUGAUAUCUGUCAGACACUAGGCUACAGGCAAAAAAUAUAUAUAUAUAUAUUCUUAUAGAUCUUUAAACCUUUAUUUAAUUUUUAUAGACCCAAUAAAACAUAUUUUCAAGUAGCCAGACAAGAUGAAAUAUGAAAUAUACUGCCAUCCAUUUAAAAUGAUGAGACCAUUUAUUUGUCUUUUUCAAGAUUAUAUAUUUAAAUAUAAGAUUUCAAUAAAGACACUUUUUUAUUAUUGUGGUAUGAAUAAAAAAGUAAGAUAUGACUACACAUAACUAUAGAAAAAAUAAUAAUAAAAGAGCCUUGAGAAAAGUGCUUCAGAUAGCUUUGAGCUGCAAAUGAUAUCUUCACAUUCAUUUGAAAUGGAUGGAUAUGCUUUUAGUCUAAAUGUUGAAUAGGCUAUAUGUUCACACUUACACCAAAUAUAUUAUGAUCACAUGCCUUAUGACAGAUAACAUUUUAGAGCAGUAUUUUUGACCUCUCCUUUAAACAGUAAGAGGGAGUGAUUUCUUUUGAAAGCUAGUUGCGCUUUUUGACCCCUGUUUUGCUGUAACCGGUUCAUCAAACCCGAAUUUUCAGUAGCCUAAAGAUUCAAGUUAGACAUUCCUGUAAAAAACGCAUCAUGAGGUUUAUUUCCGUUAGAUCGCUAAUCAUGGGCCAUUGGUUUUUGGACCUCGACGAUUGCUGCUUACGGCCAUAAUUUGUUUUCAAUGAUAUACUUGUUGUAUAGAUAGCCUACUAUAGCCUAGAUUACGUAUAGAACUAUUGAAUGUUGUUUGCUUUGGUGUUGCCACCCGAAAAAUAAUUUUCUAGUUCCGCCCCUGAAAUGUACUCAGCCACUUCUGAGGUCAGGAGCUUUUGUUGUGGCUUGCAGGAUUAGUUAUUUAAAGCCUCAGUCUGUGGAAAUUUCCCAUGGCGUUCCGCGCACGCUCACUCAAAGCUGUAAUACGCAACCGAGGUAACGGAACAGAGGGGCAGACAGAGUCAGUACAGCAUCAGUGUCCGCCGGGAAUGACCUGAUCACUGCCAUAAGACGAUCUCUGUAGGGACCAGCACGAGCACACUCUCAUGGAGCCAGAGUUUCAGACGCAGCAGAUCAAUCAGAUCACUGGAUAGGACACGCGGCGCCACUUCGUUUCUCUACAGGUUUGACACAAGUUGUCCUCUAGAUUGGGUAAACCAUGGGUAAGAAAGUCUUGCAGUGUUUUCCUUGGUACAAACGCUGUAAAGACCUGGGUAAAAGCAGGCUGUGCCCUCCUCCACCUGUGCCAUCUGUUGAGGUGCAACCUGGCUUCUCUCCGACAGUCUCCUGGGGUUACGACGGAGAGGAAAGCGCCACACGUCCCGUCUAUUUUUCCCAUAAAGCACGAGUAGUUUAUCGCCACCAGAUGGAAGGCAAUAUUAUUGACGCCACCUGCUGACCUCUGGGCUUCUUUCCCAGAAUCUCUUGCCUUGUACCUGCUGUAGACGUCCAGAGUAGAGGAGCGUUGUAGGAGCCUACUAGACUUUUCCCUCAUGUGUAAUUAAACUAAAUAUUUUGUAUUUAGUAAAGAUGUCAGUGUUUCCUCUGGUUCCUCCACCCUCUUGCCAGACCAUUCACCUGUCUUGUUCUUAUUGUGUUGAAAUAUAAUAUAAUGUUUCAAGGGAGACAGAGUGUGCAGGCCACAUGGAAUGGAAAAACAGGAACUGAGCUGGAUUUUUUUAAAUACAAAUGCAAUGUAUAUGUGUUUUGUCGUGCAAAUCUGAUCCUGGAUGUAUGAUUGCCUGUUGUUUUUCAGAUGAUAAACCAUGGUUGGUUUUUCAGAGGUUUAUGAAUGCAUUUCAGGCAAAAGAAAACAUUUUGUACUAAUCACUGGAAUUAUAAUAUAAAAUGUAUAUAUACAUUUAGUAAUUAUUGUGAUUAUAAUUUGUUUCUUAUUCUCUGAUUCUAUCAAAGCAGUUUGAUUAGUGAAUACAAUUUAGUUUAAAUAUAUAAACAUAUUUUUAUUUUUAAUCUUUGUCUCAUUUAAAUGUGAUGAAAUGUGCGUAAUUGUCAUACAAAACAAUUCCCUCUUUGUACUAAAAGGUUUUAUUUUCUUUGUGCAAAAUAUAAAUUCUUAUUUAUUUUGGCUUGGGAGUAAAAUAUGAUCUGGACAUGUUAUUGACAGACUUCCCCACUAUUUAAUUUUCAGUUUGAGGUUGUUUUGAUACGUAAAUAGAUAUGCAAAGGACUUGCCAUAACAUAACACUAAUUAAGACAAAAUAAAAAAAGGCAGCUAUA